UCUUCUAUCCACACUUCAAAAAAAAAAAAAAAAGAAAACUACCGCCAUUCUCAUACACUCAUACACAAACAAAAAAUCAGAGGAAUAAAAUUAGAGAAUUGGGUGAAAAUAGGUGUCAUUUUUAACAAUUUGAUUUGAAUUUGUGGGCAAAUUAAAAUGAUGAUGAUUAGGGAUUCAAGGUUGCCAAAAGGGAAGCUUUUGAGAUCAUUUUCCAUGGUUUCUUUAAGCUUUUUCAUGGCUUCUUUGUUAGUUUCUGCUGAAAGAAAAAACCUAAAAUCCCCCAAUAAUGUCACCUCUGAUUCAUAUUCAGAUCGUCUUCUUUCACAAUUUGUCAACUUUUUAUGGCAAUCUGAUGAAUCUGGUUACCACCAUGUUUGGCCGGAAAUAAAAUUUGGGUGGCAAAUUGUUUUGGGUUCAUUCAUUGGAUUUUGUGGAGCAGCAUUUGGAAGUGUUGGUGGUGUUGGAGGUGGUGGUAUAUUUGUGCCAAUGCUUAGUUUAAUCAUUGGGUUUGAUCCUAAAUCUGCAACUGCUAUCUCAAAAUGUAUGAUAACUGGUGCUGCAGCCUCAACUGUGUACUAUAAUCUGAAACUAAGGCAUCCAACUCUUGAUAUGCCACUCAUCGACUACGAUUUGGCUCUGCUUUUCCAGCCAAUGCUCAUGCUAGGAGUUAGUAUCGGUGUCGCUUUUAAUGUUAUUUUUGCUGAUUGGAUGGUCACAGUUUUGCUUCUUAUUCUUUUUGUUGGCACAUCUACUAAGGCAUUCUUCAAGGGUAUUGAAACUUGGAAUAAGGAAACAUUGAUGAAGAAGGAUGCUCUUAGGCAGUUAGAAUCGAACGGUACAAACGGUGAACCAGUUGAAUAUAAGCCCCUUCCCAGUGGCCCAUCCAAGGUUAAAGACACAGAAGUUUCCAUCAUCAAUAAUGUUUGCUGGAAAGAACUUGGUCUCCUUGUCCUUGUAUGGGCUGCAUUUCUUGGCCUGCAGAUUUUCAAGGAAAACACGGUCACUUGCUCAACAGCCUAUUGGGUUUUGAAUUUAUUGCAGAUACCUGUUGCUGUUGGUGUAUCUGCGUAUCAAGCAUACAGCUUAUACAAGGGACACAGAAUAAUCUCAUCGAAAGGAGAUGCUUCAACAAACUGGCAAGUCCAUCAGCUCGUCUUGUAUUGUUGUUGUGGGAUAUCGGCUGGCAUUGUUGGUGGACUGCUUGGCCUUGGUGGUGGAUUCAUUUUGGGUCCUUUGUUCUUGGAGCUUGGAAUACCUCCUCAGGUUUCAAGUGCUACUGCUACGUUCGCGAUGACUUUCUCCGCUUCUAUGUCUGUUAUCGAAUACUACCUUCUCAAACGUUUCCCUGUUCCGUAUGCGCUUUACUUCGUCAUUGUUGCUACUAUUGCUGCCUUUGUCGGACAACAUGUUGUACGAAAGCUGAUAGUUAUUUUAGGAAGGGCGUCCAUAAUUAUCUUCAUUCUUUCUCUAACGAUCUUCGUUAGUGCUGUCUCAUUAGGCGGAGUUGGCAUAUCAAACAUGAUCGGAAGCAUUCAGGCACAUGAAUACAUGGGAUUCGAAAACCUUUGCAAGUACAAGAAAUAAGACUCAUAAUCGUUGAAUUAUUUAUCGGGAAACAAAGGCACCCGCUACUUGCAACACUAUGCAAACUCGAUAAGAAAAAGUACGAGUGUUUCUUCGUUGCACAAUGUUGUUGUUAGUACAUAGAUUUUUUUUACUCAAUUUUUUGUGUAUAAAUGUUCAUUUUCGAUUAUUAUUGAUUUUGUCCUGUCACGAUUUCGUUUGUAAUAAUAUUAGACCCUCACUGGUGGAUCAGUGAUUUUGUUCUCCAAA
Molecule: messenger RNA, 1833 nt
Organism: Amaranthus tricolor (Joseph's coat)
Lineage: Eukaryota; Viridiplantae; Streptophyta; Magnoliopsida; Caryophyllales; Amaranthaceae
Product: sulfite exporter TauE/SafE family protein 3
Exons: 12
Coding region: 157-1584 (475 amino acids)
Biological process (GO): protein ubiquitination
Cellular component (GO): Cul4A-RING E3 ubiquitin ligase complex; membrane
Source: RefSeq, a predicted model, not a curated record